AGACAAGACAAGGUUGUUUAUUGAUUUCAUGCGCAUCAAAGUUAAAGGGGGUCGCGGGGGUGAUGGGUGUGUCGCAUUUCAUCGCGAACGAUUUAAAUCUCGGGGUCCUCCUUCCGGAGGCAACGGAGGUAGAGGUGGUCACAUAAUAAUAGUAGCGAACCCAAACUACUCUUCCUUGCAUUCCAUCAGGAAAAACCCAGUUGGAAACAGAGGCGAAAACGGCAAAGGAGGUAUGAAACAUGGUUCUUCAGGAAAAGAUGUCAUAUUGACUGUGCCGCUAGGAACAAUCGUAAGAGAGGUUUCACCACCACCAAAAAAAAAAUUAUUAGAUAAAGAGGAGGAAUAUUUAAUAGAGGAUAAAAAUUUUCAAGUUGACUUGUGGGUUCAUUAUCCAUUUCAUGAUGAGAAGAAUGCACAAAAUAAGCAUUUUCUUGAGGCCAAGAAGAUGAUGGAGGAAGAAGAACGAUUCCAUCAAUUUCAAAAAAGAAAAGAAUCUAGAAACAAACUCUCUUUAGAUAUUUCCGUACCAUAUACACAAUACAUCGUAGCACAUGGAGGUGUUGGUGGUAAAGGUAACCCGCAAUUUAUAACAAACACCAAUCGUUCACCAAAGUUUGCAACACGAGGAAGGGAAGGACAAGAAAAAUAUCUUGAGCUUGAGGUUAAAACUAUUGCAGACGUGGGCUUAGUUGGGCUCCCCAAUGCUGGAAAAAGUACAUUUUUAACGGCAGUGUCUAAUGCUCACCCUAAAAUCGCGCCUUAUCCUUUUACUACACUUAAUCCAUAUAUUGGUACUAUAGAUUAUGCUGAUAGAUUUCAGUUAAAAGUCGCAGAUAUACCAGGACUCAUUCAAGGUGCUCACAGAAACAUUGGAUUAGGACAUUCAUUUCUCCGACAUGUAGAGAGAUCUAAAAUUCUGGUUUACGUCAUUGAUUUGUCGAGCAGAGCACCUUGGGAAGAUUUUGAAAUUUUGAAAAACGAGCUUGAACGAUAUAAAAAUGGCCUUACAUCACGACCUUCAAUAAUUGUUGCUAAUAAAGCUGAUAUUACGAAUAUCGCUAAAAAAAAUUUUUCAUCUCUGGAGGAGAGAUUUAAACACAAAAAUCAAGAGAACGAGAUCGUCCCGGUUUCGUCUAAAUAUCGUAAAAAUAUCGUUAAG
Acaulospora morrowiae is the source of this 1159-nucleotide messenger RNA. The record is from the annotation of a GenBank genome assembly. Lineage: Eukaryota; Fungi; Glomeromycota; Glomeromycetes; Diversisporales; Acaulosporaceae.